CUGAAGCUUCACUGCAGCUCUUCAUCUCUGAGAGCUUCAGAUCCUGCACAUCCUCCUCCUCACUGCUCCUCCUCAGAGCUCCUCUCUGUUCCUCUCUCUUCUCUCCUCACACUCACUUCUGCACUAAAUCUUCAUCUACAGCCUCGGAAUCACCAUCACAUCUCCUCCUGAACAUCCUGUACUGACUGACCGAGCAGCUACCGGUACAACCUGAGGUGUAGGUGGGCGUGGUCAGCGUGACGGUGCAGAGAUGGACGAGAUGGACGUUCCGCAGCUGAGGAAGGAGGUGGAGAGUCUGAAAUAUCAGCUGGCCUUCAAACGAGAGAAAUCCUCCAAAACCGUCACCGAUUUGGUGAAGUGGAUCGAGGACGGCGUCCCAAACGACCCCUUCCUGAACCAGGAGCUGAUGAAGAACAACCCCUGGGUGGAGAAGGGCAAGUGUGUGAUCCUAUAGGACUGAGAGAGCGGGCAUGGCGGGCACCGGCACGCACACACACACACACACGCACACACACACACACACUCUGAAACUAUGCCACGCAUUAUUAGAUUAUAUUUAUUUGAUCUGUUAGGAUGAGAUCAGGAUUAUAUUGAUGUUGGUUAAAAUCUUCCUCCACGCGUUGUUACGUUCAUCUCAGUUUGAUCCUCACGGAAUCUGGGAACAUGAGUGCUGUUUUGAUUUUGUGACCUUGACUUUGGGUUUAAAUAUUACUUGGAUGUGCUCGAGUCUCGGUGCGCUCUGGCGCCCUCUGGCUGCCGUAAAACACCCUGGCUGGCCGAGAACACGCCCGCUUCUGAUGGUGCGUAAACAGGACCUCACCGCUCCCUCCGUAUCCUGUUAGCUCUAGAACCGGCCUGAAACGACUCAGGAUUCAGAAUCAGGAGUCAGAUGAUUCAAGAGUCGGGUGAUUUAAGAAUCAGGUGAAUCAGGAGUCAUGAGAUUCGAGAGUCGGGUGAUUCAGGAGUCAGGUGAUUUAGGACCCAGGUGAUUCAGAAGUUAUUUAGGAGUCAGGUCAUUCAGAAGUUGAGUGAUGUAAGAGUCAGGUGAUUCAGGAGUCAGGUGAUUCAAGAGCCAGGUGAUUCAGAAGUUGGGUGAGUCAGGACCCAGUUGAUUCAGGAGUCAGGUGAUUCACCAUGGCCGGAUUAGCUUAGCUCACAAGUAGAACCUGUAGAACCGGAUCUUGUUCCCCAGGUAAUAAAGCUAAUACGCUAGGUCAUGGCUGAACUGUGUGACCACGCCCACUUUACAAAGCACGCAGAGCACAGGGUACUGGUGCCAGUCUGACUGUCAUGUUAGUUGGAGGUGGUGAACCCGGACCGAUUUGAUCUGAGUCUGAUGUUCUGAUUUCUGAUGUUCUGAUGAUCUGAUGAUCUGAUGUUCUGAUGAUCUGAUGUUCUGAUGUUAUGAUGUUCUGAUGUUCUGAUGAUCUGAUGUUCUGAUGUUCUGAUGAUCUGAUGUUCUGAUGUUCUGAUGAUCUGAUGUUCUGAUGAUCUGAUGAUCUGAUGAUCUGAUGAUCUGAUGUUCUGAUGUUCUGAUGAUCUGAUGUUCUGAUGAUCUGAUGAUCUGAUGUUCUGAUGAUCUGAUGUUCUGAUGUUCUUCACUUUCUCCUUAAACAAUGAACGAAUGAAUGAGUUACAUAAACGAAGUGACUGAUUCACGGCGAGACCGACAUGUUUAUUAGGUUCUGUGUUCUGGGUUGGUUCUGUUUUUAUACUGUCGUAGACACGCGUGUGUGUAUGUGUGUGUGUGUGUGUGUGUGUGUGUGUGUGUGAUUUAUGCAUCACAUGACAUGAUUAGAUAAUCAGAUAAGCAAUAAAUAACCACAUUUUUUAUGAAAUGUUUUCCAACACUAAGCUUGAAUAAACUUGAUGAUUUUUAAGA
Messenger RNA from Trichomycterus rosablanca, 1882 nucleotides. RefSeq names its product guanine nucleotide binding protein (G protein), gamma 13b (gene gng13b). The record is from RefSeq and is a predicted model, not a curated record. Gene Ontology annotation, molecular function: G-protein beta-subunit binding. NCBI's taxonomy places the organism in Eukaryota, Metazoa, Chordata, Actinopteri, Siluriformes, Trichomycteridae. Gene Ontology annotation, biological process: phospholipase C-activating G protein-coupled receptor signaling pathway; sensory perception of taste. Bases 251 to 454 code for a protein of 67 amino acids. Gene Ontology annotation, cellular component: heterotrimeric G-protein complex. The transcript has 3 exons.